GGGAACACAUGGCUUGAAGGGCUGAAAAGCCUUAGGUCUUUCAUAUAUGUAAUGAUCUGUGGCCCAGGCCAUGUGGGAGUUUGGGGAACAUCUCAUCCCACCCUCUCCAUUUCCUCAGCUGAGGAAGACAGGGAUGGGCAAGGCCACUGGUGGAUGAGGAUAAGAGCGGAACAAAACAUGGGGGCACAUGACCCCAGACUUGCAAAGGAUGAAAGGGGAGACCCCUGUGAACAGCACUAUGAGUAUUGGGCAAGCCCGCAAGAUGGUGGAACAGCUUAAGAUUGAAGCCAGCUUGUGCCGGAUAAAGGUGUCCAAGGCAGCCGCAGACCUGAUGACUUACUGUGAUGCCCAUGCCUGUGAGGAUCCUCUCAUCACCCCUGUGCCCACUUCGGAGAACCCUUUCCGGGAGAAGAAGUUCUUCUGUGCCCUCCUCUGAGCUGCCCUGUUCUUCCUCACAACGCAUCAUCUUUCCCUCUCCUGGGCCCUUUCUUAGGUCAGUAACUGUCGUGAGCCCCUAAGGGUUCCUGCAUCACAUUCCUAGCCCUUGUCCAACCCUGUAAGGUUAUCUGAAGCACAAGGCCCUCCCUCACCUGUCUGUUGACCCCAUUUCCUCACCCACUGUGGCCGACGUGACUCGGGGCACCCUUUGCUCCACCCACAGAAGGGCCGUCAGACUCUGCCAGCGUCCUGCCCCCUUCCCUCUGUGACCUGCUCAGACAAUGGAGAGAGGGAUGGGCCGGGGGCUUGCUCUCAGUCUCACCUGGAGCUAUUGGGAGGGUAAAGCCAUUUGAAGAAUAAAGUCAUCCAGACUCUCAGAGGACA
Messenger RNA from Diceros bicornis minor, 822 nucleotides. RefSeq names its product G protein subunit gamma 3 (gene GNG3). Gene Ontology annotation, cellular component: heterotrimeric G-protein complex. The transcript has 3 exons. Bases 188 to 436 code for a protein of 82 amino acids. Gene Ontology annotation, molecular function: G-protein beta-subunit binding. NCBI's taxonomy places the organism in Eukaryota, Metazoa, Chordata, Mammalia, Perissodactyla, Rhinocerotidae. The record is from RefSeq and is a predicted model, not a curated record. Gene Ontology annotation, biological process: G protein-coupled receptor signaling pathway.